Messenger RNA from Pangasianodon hypophthalmus (striped catfish), 7591 nucleotides. RefSeq names its product latent-transforming growth factor beta-binding protein 2. The coding region runs from base 502 to 5931 and encodes 1809 amino acids. The record is from RefSeq and is a predicted model, not a curated record. Gene Ontology annotation, molecular function: calcium ion binding. Lineage: Eukaryota; Metazoa; Chordata; Actinopteri; Siluriformes; Pangasiidae. The transcript has 35 exons.
GAGCACGCAGAGGAGGAGUUGCUCCAGCCUCCUAAACCCUCCCGAUGACUCGGAGCUGAGAAGGAGCAGGAGAGGGAGCAGAGCGCCAUUCAAACUCCACACCACUCCACACCACACCAGCGGCGCCUCCGCCACGCACAUCAGCACCAUGAGGCGUGAACGGGCGCGUGCACAGAGACAUCCCGCUUCACUGAGCGCUCAUCAGCGUCACAUGCGCGCGUAGUGGAUGACAAGCACGCCGCGUUCAGCACGUUUUUUUUUUUCCUGAGUUAUUAUUAUUAUGUAAAAACUUUGUUCAAGACUUUACGUGUGAAAUAUGGCGCGCGGUAUUUAGAUUGCGGUGAAAUACGUUUCUGAAGUGGUGCGAAGUUUUUUUUUUUUAGUGGAUGCGCGUGCUUUCCCUUCAGUUCAACCACUGAACUUCAAACUCUGGACAGCGACUGCGCUUGAUUUUUUUUUGGAGUUUUUAGAUUCUCUUGUAUAUUAAAUUGAAGUUAAAACAUGGAGCGCGUGUGGAUUUUGCUCGCGAUGUCGAUCGGCAUCUCGCUCGCGCACAUGUGUAACGGCUGGAGAGCUCGCGCAGGUGGCCGCGAGCGGAGAGACGCAGCCGCCGCCUCCGUGCACGCCGUUUUCGAGCAGCUGCGAGCGAGGAGCUUGAACGCAGCUCCGUUAGGUCCGGGUCCCAUCAGGUCCCACGCACUCGACUCGGAGGAAAGUCCGCGGUCAGACUCCGACACCGGGCCGGCGGCUCAUGCUCCGAUACAGGAGGCAGACACCGGAGAAGCCCGGGAGAAAACCGCCAGAAUCCCGAGACAAACUGGCAGGAGCGUCGCCUCUCACAGAGCGCGGAGCAUCAGCAAAGCCAACACACCUGAGCGCGCGGACAGCAAACCUGCUCAUCCAAAGCGCCUGGUCGGGCCACAUGUGUGUGGGGGUCAGCAGUGCUGUUCAGGAUGGGCUGUUGCACCUGGAACAAACCGCUGCAUCAAACCUGAUUGCCAGCCCCCGUGUCAAAACCGCGGCUCGUGUAGUCGCCCCCACACCUGUGUGUGCCGCUCGGGUUAUCAGGGACCACGAUGUGAAGAAGUGGCACCUGAGCAGGUUUACAUCCGCACUGGCACAUCCAGAAUACUGAUGCCCAUCCAGCCUGGAACGGACACCACCCGGAAUCAGUCUGCCCGCAGGAGACCCACUGAGAGACAAGCGAGUGAAAGCAAUCCCAAAACCCAAACGCUGAAGCCGCCAACUAGCAGAGUGGCCCAUUCAUCUGGAACCCAGGUUAGACGCGGUUCUCCCGAGGUGCAGCAGACUGGUGCAGGACAGUCUCAUGUCUCCAGGACUGUCAAGCGUUAUCCUUCAUCUACAGCACCUAUAACCUCAAACGCUCUGCCCAGUGCAAAUGGACACAACCAUGGACACACACACACACAGCAUGUUGCCUACUCUAAUGGCCAGCCACAUGCCUCCAGCAACACAGUGACUCCAACAGGAGCAAACCUUACAGCUAAUGUGGACCGAAUCAAGAUCAUCUUUACACCCAUGGUGUGUAGGAGGAUCUGCCAUGGGGGGCAGUGCUACAAUAGCUGUGAGCGUGGAGAUAAGACCACAGUGUACAGCGAGAACCAGGGCCCACCGUCUAAGACCCAUGGCUUCAGACUCUUUUUCUGUCAGAUUCCGUGCUUGAAUGGAGGACGGUGUAUCGGGCAAAAUGAAUGCUGGUGCCCAUCAAACUCCACAGGAAAGUUCUGUCACCUUCCGGCUCUGAAUCCCAGCAAACCCUCACCCGGCCGACAAACCAAUAGCAGAGUGCACAAUGGCUCAUCUCACACAGUCUACACCCUUCCUCUCUCUAACCAGCAAGCUUCCCUUUUACCCUCGCUGGUGAAUGUACAUGUCCAGCACCCACCAGAAGCUCAGGUUCAGAUCCACCAGGUUGCACGGGUCAAACCGGGCCAAACAGCUGAAACAGGACACUCGGUACAACAGCGCUCUCAGCCUGGCAGUAAUCAUAUCAAUGUCAAUGGGAAUGGAAAUGGGCAGAACAGCGUGCACAGCACUGGUCAGGACCACGGGCAAAACCACCACAGGCCACAUAUUAGGCUAAAUGGACAUGUGGGAAGGUGUUUCCAGGAAACAGUUGAUGGAAAGUGUGGGAAGCCUCUGCCAGGUCUUACCAAGCAGGAAGACUGCUGCGGCAGUGUGGGAGCUUCAUGGGGUCUGCACAAAUGCACCGAGUGUCCCAGCAAACCGGCUUAUGCAGUGAUUGCAAAUGGCCUAGUGGAAUGUCCUAAAGGCUAUAAAAGAAUGAAUUCAACUCAUUGUCAAGAUAUCAACGAGUGUCUGAUUCCUGGGGUGUGUAAACAUGCUGAGUGUCUGAACACUAAGGGCAGCUUCAGGUGCACGUGUAAGCCUGGAUACAUGCUGGACGCUGCGCGCAGUCAGUGUGUCUCGGAUAAAGCAGUGUCUAUGGAGCAAGCCUCGUGCUACCGCUCCAUUUCACCAGGUUCAUGUAGCCAUCCACUGGCCCAGAAAAUCACUAAGCAAAUCUGCUGUUGCAGCCGUGUGGGAAAGGCCUGGGGCUCAGCCUGUGAGAUGUGCCCAUUACCUGACACAGAUCACUUUAAGGAGAUCUGUCCAGCAGGCCACGGCUACACCUACUCUCGCUCAGACGUCCAGAUAACACUUCGUGAGCUGGAGGAAGAGGAGCUCUCAGAAGUCGACUCAUUCCUUUCUCAGAACCCCACAUACCCUGAGCCUCCUCGGACCCUGCCAGAGACACCUCAUCACCAACCACUACCACCUGAUUACCCCGAGAGCCCGUACCACAAGCCAUCAGUGCCAUCUUACCCUCAGACACCUGCUAGGCCUCAGCCACCCAGGACUGGCCACAUGCCUCUUCACCCUCCUCCAGUCUCCUUACCUGAGGGUGGCGAAACCGUGAAUGAGCCAAUUAAUACACCUCCUUCAUACCCAGGUGUAGUGGAGGUCACCUCUAACUCUCCUACCUAUCUGAUGCCAGACUUGGAGAAUCGUGACACAGCACCGAUUAACGUUGCCACUCAGGUCACAGACAUCGACAAGUGUUCACUGACUCCGACAAUCUGUGGUCCAGGCCAAUGUGUGUCAGUGCAGACUGGCUACACCUGCUACUGUGACCCAGGCUACACCCUCAAUGCUUUGCAGACCACCUGCAUUGAUGUAAAUGAAUGUGAGAAUGACCCGUGCGGAGGAAAGGGCCACUGUGUGAACACUUUUGGCUCCUAUACCUGCCAGUGCUUCCCGGGCUACAGCCUGCUCAUGACACAGAACAGAAAAUUGUGUCAAGACAUAAAUGAGUGUGCCAUGCCUAACAAAUGUCCCAAUGGCAACUGUAUCAACACUGAGGGAUCCUUUACGUGUGAAUGCAGAAGUGGCUUCACCAAGAACCAGAGAGGAGAGUGUGAAGAUGUGGAUGAGUGCAGGAGCCCCGGUGUCUGCCCCAGUGGUAAAUGUGUGAACACACGCGGCUCGUUCAAGUGCCAAGCAUGUGGCCCUGGAUUCAGGCCUGACGCUGGGAGAUGUCUGGACAUUAAUGAGUGUCAGAUGGCGGCUGUGUGUACUAAUGGUCGGUGUGUGAACACAGAGGGCUCCUUCACUUGUACAUGCAACCAUGGAUACCAAACAACUCCUGACAAUAAAAGCUGCCAAGAUGUGGACGAGUGUCUGCUCCCAGACGUCUGUGCUCACGGCACAUGUGUUAAUGUUCCGGGCUCACACAGGUGCAGCUGUAACACAGGUUACCAAAGCAGCCCUGAUGGCAAAGCUUGUGUGGAUGUCGAUGAAUGCGCUGAACCCAGUCUGUGUAUGCGAGGUGUGUGUGUUAACACUGUUGGCUCCUUCACCUGUACCCAGUGUGAGGUUGGAUACACUCUUUCUGAUGACAGACAAAGGUGUGAGGAUAUAGAUGAGUGUCGCUCCUUGUCUACGUGCCCGAAUGGUGUCUGUCUGAACUCAGAGGGCUCGUAUUCCUGCAUAAAUUGCCCCACUGGUUUCACUGUCUCACCAGAUGGAGAGCUGUGUGAAGAUAUUGAUGAAUGCCAGUCUCCUGACAUUUGCCCAUUGGCUGCUUGUACAAACUCUGAGGGUUCGUAUUCCUGCAUGACCUGUGAAUCCGGCUACAAGGUCUCCUCAGACCGGCGCACAUGUGAAGAUAUUGAUGAAUGUGAGGACAUGGCGGCCUGUCUGAAUGGACAGUGUACAAACACAGAUGGCUCCUACCACUGUGGCUGCGCUCCAGGCUUUGAGCUACUAAAUUCUGUCUGCAAAGAUAUUGAUGAGUGUGAGGAUGAGAUGGUCUGUGGCAAGCAUGGCUUCUGUGAGAACACAAAUGGCUCCUAUUAUUGUCAUUGUGACCAAGGAUAUGUCAGUACACCUGAGGGCCAUGGUUGUGUUGAUGCAGAUGAAUGUGAAAUAAGUAGUGAGUUGUGUGGUGAGGCUCAUUGUGAGAACGUGGAGGGAAGCUUCCUGUGCCUCUGCCCCACUGAUGAUGAGGAAUUUGACCCCAUUACUAUGCAGUGCAAACCCCGCCACAUGAUCUUACCAGACUCCACAGGACAUGACCUCCCUGCUCCUCCCCAUGGUGCCUCUGAUGACGAACAGAGGAAGGAUUGCUACUACAACCUAAACGACGCCAACUUCUGUGAAAAUGUGCUCUCCAGUAAUGUCACCAAGCAGGAAUGCUGCUGCACUGUAGGAGCAGGCUGGGGAGACAACUGCAACAUCCACCCAUGCCCACAAAACGGACAAGUGGAGUAUGCUGAGCUGUGUCCUCAUGGUCCUGGCAUUCUCCCCAUGAUCACCGUACUCGAAGGCUUCAGUCACCUCCGGAGUAUAGAUGCAGAUGAGUGUGAGAUGUAUGGCCCAGAAAUUUGUAAAAAUGGUUAUUGUGUGAACGUCUAUGCCUCAUAUAACUGCUACUGUCACAGUGGCUAUUACUAUGACAACGUCCGUAUGGAGUGUGUUGAUGAUGAUGAAUGUAAGGAGGAGAAUCAGUGUGAACAUGGAGAGUGUAUGAACACCCCCGGCUCCUUUAACUGCUUCUGCAUUCCUCCACUCAUCCUGGAUGCCACACAGCGUCGCUGCAUCUCUGCCAACAGCACAGAGGGUCCUUUCCUUGAUGAGGAUUAUAUUCACACAGACAUCUGCUGGCAGGAACUUAAACCUGAUACCACUUGUAUUAAUCCCAUGCUUGGUAUGUCGACUACCUACACUGAGUGUUGCUGUCUCUAUGGUGUUGCCUGGGGGUCACAGUGUGCCUUCUGCCCUAUAAAAUCAUCUGAGGAUUUUGCUGUAUUGUGUAACCUGCCUAACAGAGGCUCAGACAGCCUACGGGAGCAUCCAGGCUUUGAAUAUGGACCUGACGCCCCACCUGAGGGACCCAAUGGUCCACCGUACUGGGGUAACUAUGGCGUUUUGGGAGGUGAGACCUUCUAUGGACCUGAAGGCCCUUUGAGUGGUUCCAUCUUUACUGAUCACUCAAAUGACUACAGCUCUAGAGAGGGAGGACGAGUACCUGUGCCCAGACCCCGAGAGCACCAACCACCCCGCCGAGUUAACCCUUACAGGGAUCAUAGUGCAGGAUUUGAGGGUCUGCAAGCAGAAGAGUGCGGCAUCUUGAAUGGCUGUGAAAAUGGCCGAUGUGUCCGUGUGCGAGAGGGCUACACUUGUGAUUGCUUUGAUGGCUAUGAACUAAACUUAAGCAAGAUGGCGUGUAUUGAUAUAAACGAAUGUGAGGAUAUCAGUGACAAAGUGGAGCUGUGUAAGAACGGAGUGUGUACCAACACAGAGGGCUCAUACAAAUGCACCUGCUUGCCGGGCUUUUUGGCUUCUUCUAAGCCCCACGAGUGUAUCCCAGAAGACCAAGGCUCUGUCACCCACUCUGUGGGAAAUUGAUGCACUCGUCUCUCUCUCUUUCUCUUCCAUCCAUCACUUCUCUAAAGGACUGACACUAAACCUGCAUCAGUGAAGCCGAGCCAGCUGAGCUCCAAACAUGAACACACACAGUUACAGUCAAAGCCUAUUCCGUCUUGUACAUAAAGAGUGAUUUUUAAAAAUAAGUUCAAGUUUUAACAGGACCUGUGAAGUGACUCAGUUUUUGAUUGGUUCUCAUGCAUAAUGUGAUUUGCAUGGCAUUCUGAAUGUUGCCCAAAUGGUGAUUACAUGUACUUUAUUUACAAUUUACACACCUAAUUUGUUAUUAGAGGUCGUUCCAGCUCAGGAUUGUGGGUCAAGGCUUCAUUGAGGGGGUUUGGGAUUUUUGUACAGAUCUAGUACUAUGUAUUUAAAUUGGUUUGUUAUAUAUUCUAAUAAACUCAUUCAGUACACUCAAUAUUUUGUUUGACCAAAAAAAAAGGUACAAAAAGGUAUAAAAAAAAUCAGUUUAACCCUGUAGAUUUAUAGAUUUCUGUACAAAUGUUUUGUAGCACUAUCGUUUAUGUAUGGAGAAAAGGUUUACACUGUAUCAGAUAAAGUGUAUGUAUCCUGCCCUGUGGAGCAGACUAUGAAAUGUUAUUUUAUGGAAUGACUGCACUUUUUAACUAAUGUUAUAUGGUGCCUUCAAUCCAGCGAACACCUAGUUCAGAGAUUUUCAGCAACAUGUUAAUGUGCGUCACAUUUGCUUGAUAAUUAUAUAGUCUACUUUGAACUGAAAUACUUGCAUCCAUUAUUGCUGGCUAGACAUUCAACAGAUUUAAAGCUGCCUUAAACACAAUGCAAGCCACUUUUAAACAAAAUAUUCUGUCCUGCUGUUGAGCAAUAUGACAUGUAUACUAUAACACAUUAAACAUUUUACUACUUGGAUUAUAGCAGAGGGUAUGCCCAAGCCUGAAUAUUACAGAAUAAGUACACAUACAGGUGAAAAUUAAUGAAAAAAGAAAUUAGUAAAGUGUUAAGCCACAAGGAGCUGACAGAACAGCUUCAGUGAGCCAUAGCACAGAUUCUACAAGUUUCUGGAACUGUGAUGGAGGAAUGACCACCAUUUUUCCAAAAGAUAUUCCCUCAAUUGGUGUUUUGAUGAUGGUGGUAGAGGGCACUGUGUAACAUCUGUCUCUGAUCAGGCUAGAAAUGUUUCAGCCUAGAAUGAAGGUGAUCAGUCAGAAUAAUUUUGUAUUGAUUUGCAGUAACUUGUCACUCCAACAGGAUAAGUGGACCCAAACCAUGCUAGCAAAAUACCUCCCACAGUAUAACUGUUUUUUUUCCUUUAAUAUGGCACCCGUCUAUAUAUACCAACAUCACUUGAUAUAAACCAAUGAUCAGUUCUCCAUAAUAAGGAAGAGACAGGUUAUAUGUGUCUGUACUCACUACCAUUUUCAGUGGCAUCUCAGUGGCCACUGUGCAACCACCUUUGCCUGUGCUCAGGACACGUCUUGAAAUGAAGUUAUCACAUUUGAUUUUUGGUAUUUUGGAAGGCAAUUUUAAACUUAAUCAUGAAGAUGGUUAUGAGUAGGCUGUAGGAAUGAUCCCUUUUUUGGAAACUGUGGUCCACCCUGGUUUGUUCAUUCCACUUGAUUACCUCUGACUGUAGUUGUUUCAGGACAAUAAAGUCUAAAAAUAA